This is a messenger RNA of Mangifera indica (mango), 1432 nucleotides long. RefSeq lists its product as uncharacterized. The transcript has 5 exons. The record is from RefSeq and is a predicted model, not a curated record. The coding region runs from base 113 to 1192 and encodes 359 amino acids. Lineage: Eukaryota; Viridiplantae; Streptophyta; Magnoliopsida; Sapindales; Anacardiaceae.
CUCUAAAAGAUAAUAUUCACAAAAAUAUAUCAAGGGGUAAAAAGCUCUAAAAGAUUCUUCCACGUUAACGCGAGGCGGAGAAGAGCUCGUUGAAGCUCACCUCACCUCUUACAUGGCAACCGCAGCCAGAGCUUUUACCCUUUCUCGCGUCACCGCCCUGUCAUCGGACCGGCUCCACUCUCGACACUCAUUUUCCCGCCACCACCACCACCUCCUCUGCUGCUUCCCCGUACGGAGCCGUUUCUCACCCUCAUUUUCCGCCACGGUCAGCUGCCUCAGCGGCGGCGGUGUCUUCAACGACGACUUCGUUUCUACUCGUAAGUCGAAUUUUGACCGCGGUUUUCGCGUGAUUGCCAAUAUGCUUAAGAGAAUUGAGCCUUUUGACACUUCCGUUAUCUCCAAGGGAGUUUCUGAUGCUGCCAAGGACUCCAUGAAGCAGACCAUCUCUACUAUGUUAGGCCUUCUCCCUUCUGAUCAGUUUUCUAUCAACGUUAGGGUUUCUAAGCAACCUCUCGAUUCGCUUCUUGUGUCAUCCAUCAUCACGGGGUAUACGCUAUGGAAUGCUGAGUACAGGAUUUCGCUGAUGAGGAACUUUGAUAUAUCGGUGGAUGGUUUAAAUAGGUUGAGCGUUUCAAGAGAAAGUGAGGUUUCGGACAAGCAAUGUGAAAAAAUAGAAAGGGAGAGUAGCGAGAUUGGUGUUGAAAAUUUGGAGGAAAUAAGUCCGCAAGUUUUUGAGGUUUUGCCUCAGGAGGCUUUGAAUUAUAUACAGCAGUUGCAAUCCGAGUUAUCUGAUGUAAUGGGGGUAUUGGAUACUAUGAGGCAGAAGAAUAGGAAAAUGGAAUUUGACAAGGCAAAUAGGAACAAUUUAUUAGAGUAUUUGCGAUCCUUGGAUCCUGAUAUGGUGAAGGAAUUAUCCCAACCGUCAUCAGUGGAGGUGGAAGAAAUCAUUCACCAACUUGUUCAAAACAUAAUGCAAAGAUUUGUUAAAGAUGAUACCACAUCAAAUUUUAUAGUAGAUUUCAUUGCUGUAAACACUGAAAAUAAACAAGAUGGCUUGGAUGAAAAUUGUUACACAGUAGGCACAUCCCGAGAUUACCUUGCAAAGUUGCUUUUCUGGUGUAUGCUGUUGGGCCAUCAUUUGAGAGGGUUGGAGAAUAGACUGCAUCUGACCUGUGUUGUUGGAUUGUUGUAGAGGCAUGGCAUGUAUAUUCUUUUCAGUUUUCUUUUCUCAUAGUUUAAAUGUAUAACACGCAAUUUCAAUUUAGAAGGAGCAAGCAUUUCCCUAGAAACAUAUUUGCCAAAUUUUGUGUCAUCUGUAUCGUUGCUAUGGGUUUAGACCAUCCUAUGUCUGCACAUGGUAUGUUAGUAUUUGUCUAAUGUUUGUGUUCAUUUGCUUCAAUGCAUGUUAAUAGAAAUGCCCAUAUUGUCUUCA